Messenger RNA from Nematolebias whitei (Rio pearlfish), 2657 nucleotides. It is a transcript of the gene mnta, whose product is annotated as MAX network transcriptional repressor a. NCBI's taxonomy places the organism in Eukaryota, Metazoa, Chordata, Actinopteri, Cyprinodontiformes, Rivulidae. The transcript is spliced from 6 exons. Bases 178 to 1923 code for a protein of 581 amino acids. Gene Ontology annotation, biological process: regulation of transcription by RNA polymerase II. The record is from RefSeq and is a predicted model, not a curated record. Gene Ontology annotation, molecular function: RNA polymerase II cis-regulatory region sequence-specific DNA binding; DNA-binding transcription factor activity, RNA polymerase II-specific; protein dimerization activity.
CGUACGUGGGAGAGUUUUUGACCGAGGGAGGGUGUGAGGGCGACGGGGGGGUCCGGUUACCGUUUGUUUCAUUUUUAGACAGGGAACUUCUCCCCGUACUGUAGCACACACACAGGCGCAUUUCACGGUGCUGCUUUUCUCCGUAAAAGUACAGCCAGUCCUCCUCACUGGACAGACAUGAUGAGCAUCGAAACGCUCCUGGAAGCUGCCAAGUAUUUGGAACUACAAGCCCAGCAUCAACAACAAAGAGCACGUGAGAAUGAACUGAAGGAGAAGCUCCGCCUGCAGCAGAAGACGGAGUAUAUUCACCCUGAUGGGAGCUACACCCCAACACCCCACAUCAACAAUGUUUCUAAAGCAGAAGAGCCUUGCACUGAGUCCCGCCCGGCACCCGUGCCACCCUCCCUGCCUCCCCCUUCCGUGCCUGUCACAGUCGACCCUCUCCCCGUCGUCACCCCCAACCCUGCAGCUCCACCCACACAGCCCAUGGCCACGCUUUCACCUCCAGCUGCUCCUUCACUUGCCUCCCCUCAGAGAGACCAUCACGCCCCUCACGAGCAAAGCGCUGCAGCUGCGUUGUGCUCCCCACCACCCAAAACGGACCACACGGCCUCUAAAGUGACCACCAACCACAGGCAGAACCACCACCAUCACCCACAGCUCGCUGACCCAACCAGCAACAUUAAACCACUUCAGCAGACACCCCAGCCGCUGGUUCGGUGCUAUCCUGGUUCAGUCAUCUCAGUCCCACAGCACCACGCCUUACUGCCCCAUCCGGGCCCUGCACUUCAACCUGCUCCUCUUCAGAACGGCCCCAUCAGCCAGGGCAGUCCUCCUGAUGACAGCCGCCAGCUGGACAACAAGAAGAGGCCGGGGGGGGCGGGCACGAGAGAAGUGCACAACAAGCUGGAGAAGAACAGGAGGGCUCACCUGAAGGAGUGCUUCGAGACGCUGAAGAAGAACAUCCCAAACAUCGACGAGAAGAAAACCUCCAACCUGAGCGUGCUGAGAAGCGCUCUGAGAUACAUUCAGACACUGAAGCGUAAAGAGAAGGAAUACGAGCACGACAUGGAGCGACUGGCCAGAGAGAAGAUCGCCACCCAGCAGCGGCUGGCGGAGCUGAAAAACGAGCUGAGCCAGUGGAUGGAUGUCAUCGAGAUCGACAGAGUCCUCCGACAGACGGUGCAACCGGAGGAGGACCAGGCUUCAACGUCCACAGCAUCAGAGGGUGAAGACGUGAUGGAGGAGGACCUGGAUGAAGAGACGACACACAGAGCACCAUCCGCCUCACCCCCUGCACCUCAUAAUAUGAAACCUGAGCUGAACAAAACUGCAGCACAGAGUCCAACUCCACCUGCAGCAGCUGCUGUCUCUACCUCCAUCAUCACUCAGCGCAUCAUCCCAAACAGAACCUCUCUGCCACCUUCAGCUCCCACAUCCACCCCUCAGCCACCCAUCUUCACCCAAACACCCAGUCUACAUCCUACAGUCAUCGCCCAUGCUUCAGUGUCCCACCCUUCGGUCAUUCAGACACUGAACCACAUCAUCCACAGAGGGGGACCUAAACACGUAGCCCACCUGGCUCCUUCCACCACCUCCACCGGCUCUGUGCAGCUGGCCUCCACUCAUCACCCCAUCAGCCACAUCACUGUACACCCAGUGGCUCACCUGAGCCCCCAUAUACCCGCCCUAUACCCCCAACCAGUGGCUGUUACCCAGCCGGCUGUGGUGGGUCACAUCACUCACACUCUAAGCCACGCCCACAUGAACGGCACAUCUCCAACCCAGGCGGCCGCCGCCAUCGUCGGUAAGCAGGGAGUGGUGAUGGCACACCACCCGCAGCUAGUAGGUCAGGCGGUGCUUAACCCCGUCACCAUGGUAACCAUGCCCUCCUUCCCCAUCAGUACUCUGAAGCUGGCCUGAGCUUUGGCAUCAGAACUGCAGGACACAAACAGGAAGAGGUCCAGGUCAGGGGGUGGGUGGGAGCGCCACCAUCAUUCAGACACAGUGAACAAAAACCUGAAGAUGUGACCCUGAAGUGAGGAGGAAGCAGACUGGGGGCAGACGGGCCGUUUUAAAGCCUCACUACUUGUUCAGACGGAGGCACUGGUUUGACAGAAACAUGCAGACAGAGCCGGAUCAGAGUUGGACCUCCAGUCUGCUGAGACUGAUGUAGCGCAGCUCCUCCUCCCCGGACUGGAACUAAAUCACGGACCGGACUACAAAACCUCCCCGCCCCACUGGAGGUGCCGUCAUCGGUGAUGUGCACGGAGUAACAGCACCACCUCCUGACUGUUUCUAGUCAACAUACCAGUGAGGGGAAAAUGUUCAGACAUGUUGAAUUACCGUACGGUUCUGUCGGGUUCAUUUUGACAAUCUAAUUUCCCUCCUGUUACCUCAAACCAAACAAACUGGUGACUAACAAACAGUGAAGGAGAAGGGCCGAGUUCUCCACGCUGCUACUAGAUUAUUAUUUUUUGCCAAAUGAUUUAUUUCACAUUAACACUCAAAGGGAGGUUCAGAUGAUUUUCAGAGUCUGAGAUAAAUUUAGGCUCAGAGUUAAAAACACGUUUAGAUUGUGUGAAUAUUAGUACAAACUGGUCCAUAAUAUCUGUUGUGUAUUUGUAUAAUGUGCUUGUGUUCAGUCCUCAGAGUGU